Molecule: messenger RNA, 483 nt
Organism: Lachnellula hyalina
Lineage: Eukaryota; Fungi; Ascomycota; Leotiomycetes; Helotiales; Lachnaceae
Gene: UMP1
Product: Proteasome maturation factor
Exons: 2
Coding region: 1-483 (160 amino acids)
Biological process (GO): proteasome assembly
Cellular component (GO): cytoplasm; nucleus
Source: RefSeq, a predicted model, not a curated record
AUGUCAAUGCGCAUAGCCCCCGCCUCCACCUACGCAACCACGCACUCGCACCUAACCUCGACCCCAUCCGCGCCCUCCGCCCCCGGUCUACACGACACCCUCCGGUCAGGCGUCGGUCCCACUCCCCUAUCCACGCUCUCCACCACGUCCUCCACAUCCACCAACUCCGCACCCCUGGACUCAGCCCACCCCCUCGAAGCCCGCCUCGCCAACUGGCAAGCAACGCAACACGCGCUGAAGAUGGAAGGCCUGCGCCGGACCUUCGGCAUCAGCGAGCCGAUCCGCCGCGGCAUGGAGCUGAAGAUCACGCGGGAGGGGGAGUGGCGGCCUGCGGUGCUGGGCGGGAGUAGGGGUGGUGUGCAUGAGGAGAUUCUGCAGGGCAGGGAGGCGGAGAUGGGGUGGGAGGAUGUGUUUUUGGGGGAUGAGAUGAGGGGCGUGGUUGGGUUCCAUGAGGAGAUUGAGAGGAAGGUGCGGAUGCAGUAG